Messenger RNA from Penicillium hordei, 219 nucleotides. Its product is annotated as Tetratricopeptide-like helical. The transcript has a single exon. NCBI's taxonomy places the organism in Eukaryota, Fungi, Ascomycota, Eurotiomycetes, Eurotiales, Aspergillaceae. The record is from RefSeq and is a predicted model, not a curated record. The coding region runs from base 1 to 219 and encodes 72 amino acids.
AUGGCUGGUGUAGCGUAUAUCACUCUCCAACACUUCGUCGGGCUUUCUAUCGACCGAAAUACAAGCGUAGUAUCAGCUACCAGAGGCCGGGUUACCUUUUGUGAGGAAUACUUUUCACGUUUGAAAGACGGUCCGCUGUUUGUUGAUAUCUGCGACUCAACCCACGAGCUCAUGGUUAUUCCUGCGCGACCUCAAUAUGUCAAGCAGCGCGGUAUAUAG